Molecule: messenger RNA, 2582 nt
Organism: Propithecus coquereli (Coquerel's sifaka)
Lineage: Eukaryota; Metazoa; Chordata; Mammalia; Primates; Indriidae
Gene: FBLN5
Product: fibulin 5
Exons: 11
Coding region: 433-1779 (448 amino acids)
Molecular function (GO): calcium ion binding
Source: RefSeq, a predicted model, not a curated record
CGCAGCCGAGCGCGGCCGGGCAGGGCUCCCCCCCCAGCGCGAGCACUGGGCCUGGCAGGCGCCCCGAGAUUGUUGUGAGGCGUCUCGCCAGUUGGUGAGCGCUGUAAUCUGAACCAGCUGUGUCCAGACUGAGGCCCCAUUUGCAUUGUUUAACAUACUUAGAAAAUGAAGUGUUCAUUUUUAACAUUCCUCCUCCAAUUGGUUUAAUGCUGAAUUACUGAAGAGGGCUAAGCAGAACCAGGUGCUCGCUCCGUGGGCUCUGCAGUGGCUCGGAGGACCCAGGCGCUGUCCCCGCGUCCUCUCCGCGACUCGCCGGCCCGUCGGGAACAGAACCGCCGCGGCCCGGGCCCGAGGAGGCCGGAGCGCAGGACCCCGCCCGGCCCUGCCCGCGAGCUGGUCUUUCCGUCGCUUCUCGCCUCGCGCGUCUUGGACAUGCCAGGAUUCAAGAGGAUACUCAUCAUUACCGUCCUGGCUCUCUGUCUUCCGAGUCCUGGGAAUGCACAGGCACAGUGCACUAAUGGCUUUGACCUGGAUCGCCAGUCAGGACAGUGUUUAGAUAUCGAUGAGUGCCGGACCAUCCCCGAGGCCUGCCGAGGAGACAUGAUGUGUGUUAACCAGAAUGGCGGGUAUUUAUGCAUCCCCCGAACAAACCCAGUGUACCGAGGGCCCUACUCGAACCCUUAUUCGAACGCCUACUCAGGGCCAUACCCAGCGGCUGCUCCACCACUGUCAGCUCCAAACUACCCCACGAUCUCGAGGCCUCUCAUAUGCCGCUUUGGAUACCAGAUGGAUGAAAGCAACCAGUGUGUGGAUGUGGACGAGUGUGCGACGGAUUCCCACCAGUGCAACCCUACCCAGAUCUGCAUCAACACAGAAGGAGGAUAUACCUGCUCUUGCACCGAUGGGUAUUGGCUUCUGGAAGGCCAAUGCUUAGACAUUGAUGAAUGUCGCUAUGGUUACUGCCAGCAGCUCUGUGCAAAUGUUCCUGGAUCCUAUUCCUGUACAUGCAACCCUGGUUUUACCCUCAAUGAGGAUGGAAGGUCUUGCCAAGAUGUGAACGAGUGUGCAACUGAGAACCCCUGCGUGCAAACCUGCGUCAACUCCUACGGCUCUUUCAUCUGCCGCUGUGACCCAGGAUAUGAACUUGAGGACGACGGUGUCCACUGCAGUGAUAUGGACGAGUGCAGCUUCUCUGAGUUUCUCUGCCAACAUGAGUGUGUGAACCAGCCUGGCACGUACUUCUGCUCCUGCCCCCCGGGUUACAUCUUGCUGGAUGACAACCGAAGCUGCCAGGACAUCAACGAGUGUGAGCACAGAAACCACACGUGCAACCUGCAGCAGACUUGCUACAAUUUGCAAGGGGGCUUCAAAUGCAUCGACCCUAUCCGCUGCGAGGAGCCGUAUCUGAGGAUCAGUGAUAACCGCUGUAUGUGUCCUGCUGAGAAUCCUGGCUGCAGAGACCAGCCCUUCACCAUCUUGUACCGGGACAUGGACGUGGUAUCAGGACGUUCCGUUCCCGCUGACAUCUUCCAAAUGCAAGCGACGACCCGCUACCCCGGGGCCUAUUACAUUUUCCAGAUCAAAUCUGGGAAUGAGGGCAGAGAAUUCUACAUGCGGCAAACAGGCCCCAUCAGCGCCACCCUGGUGAUGACCCGCCCCAUCAAAGGGCCCCGGGACAUCCAGCUGGACUUGGAAAUGAUCACUGUCAACACCGUCAUCAACUUUAGAGGCAGCUCCGUGAUCCGACUGCGGAUAUAUGUGUCGCAGUACCCAUUCUGAGCCUCGGGCUGGAGCCUCCGAUGCUGCCUCUCACCAGCACCAAGGGACAGGAGAAGAGAGGGAACAAGAGCGAUCACGAGAGCGAGACAGACAGUGCACCUUUCCUGCUGAACGUUUCCCCAAGGAGUCAGCCCCGAUGUCCUGACCCCCACCUACACCAUUGCAGACCUGUCACUCUGAAGGCCACCCCCGGCUCCUAAGAUGCAGUUAUCGAAAAGUAUUCUCAUUGGCUCCUGAUGUGACGUUAUCAGUGAUUUUCCAGUUUAUUUCCAUUUUUUUUUUUUAAGAAAAGAGAUUAGGUUUGCUGGAGUCUGAGUCUGUGUCCAAAGACUGUGAACAGCUUGCUCUCGCCUCUUCCACUCCCUUCUCUCUCUCACUGCGUCGCUGCUUUGCAAAGGCCCGGCGGGCUCCCGGGGAACGCUGGGCAUAGCUAGAUUGCUUCUCUCGUGCGCUGCGAAGGCGGGAUGGAAACGAACCACAGCAGGACCUAAGAGUUUUUAAAGAGUCUAUUUCAAAAUCACGUCUGGUAUUUUCAGCCAUAAAAGAAGUUUUAGUUGUCCUUAAAUUUGUAUAACUGUUUAAUCCUUUCUUGUUCAUUUUGAGUAUUUUAAAAAAAAAUAAGCGGUAGAAUUCCUUCAGAAGGCCUUCCAACACAUGCUACAUUCUGUCUUCUCAAAUCCAGUCUCCUCUCCAUUUUAGCCCAAUGUUUUCUUUGAGGACCCCUCAAUCUUGCUUUCUUUAGAAUUCUUACCCAACUGGGUUGGAAGGCAGAGAUCUCCAAACUGAUUAAAUAGUCGAAGAGA